CGUAUAUCCAAACAGCAUCAACCCCAAGACAAAACCCCAUCCCCCAUGACGCUCAUCCCGCCUGUCCCACUAACCCGCGUCCAUCCCCGUCAGCCUGAUCUUCUCAGUCCUACACCUUGACCUUCCUCAUGGGGUUGUCUGUCAUUAAAGAUCCAACUCUUGGUAUCUCCCGGUGCCUUGGAGCCCAUGUAACCCAAGACAUUCAUCGCAAACCCGUCUGACAAUGGCGAAAGGGCAAUCACCGCCUCCUACGGGAUUCGCGAUGUUCACCUCGCAAUGACCAGUGACUUGCUUUCUCAUAUAUAUGCAUGGAUCGCGCGCACAGCCUGUCAAAGUCAUCCUGUCACUCCCUCCCACCCUUGUGGUUCUGCCAACUACACCUGCAUCUGCGUCGUGAGAUAAACUCCCUGAUCGGGCUGCACUAGGGGGGAAUAUUCGACAACCUUAAUUCAACCUCCAGUCCUUCACGGCGAUAUGGCCGACAAGAAGGACUAUGAAGCAGGAGGUGAAGUCGUUCAGCCAAAGAACGACUUCAACGACACCACGCCCCCUCCCGACUUCGACCAAGGCGUUGUUCAGCAAGACAAUACCUAUGCCUACUCCGAUGACAGGAAGCUUGGUGUGACCGGUGCCGUUUUCCUGAUUCUGAAUAAGAUGAUUGGAACGGGUAUCUUCUCUACUCCAUCUGGAAUCUUCGCUGCUACCGGAAGCGUUGGGGUGUGUCUGUUCCUGUGGAUCAUCGGUGGAAUCCUCACUUUUGCUGGUCUCUCUGUCUUCAUGGAAUUCGGUCUUGCAAUCCCGCGCUCUGGUGGUGAGAAGAACUAUUUGGAACGCGUCUACCGUCACCCGAAAUAUUUGGCCACAUGUGUUCUUGCCGCACAGAUGAUCCUCCUUGGAUUCUCCUCUGGUAACAGUCUUGCAUUCGGUAAUUACGUUCUCUAUGCUUCAGGUGUCGAGAAGCCGGGAGAUUGGGAGGCGCGUGGCAUCGCCAUCGCUUGCGUUACUUUCGCCAUCCUCAUCCAUGUCAUCGCACCGAAGUGGGGUAUCCGCUUAUUCAAUGUUCUGGGUGUCUUCAAGGCAGUCAUUCUCCUCUUCAUUGUAUUCUCUGGUUUCGCAGCCCUCGCUGGUCAUCGACCCGAGAAUCCGCACAAUUUCGAUGACGCUUUCAAGUUCAAUACCGGUGAAGGUUGGGGUGGAGGCGGCGCCUAUGCCUACUGCACGGCGCUCCUCCGCAUUAUUUAUUCUUAUAAGGGGUGGGAGAACGCCAACUACGUCUUGGGCGAAGUCAAGAAUCCACGUAAGACUUUGGCUGUCGCUGCUCCAUUAGCUAUCGGCGGAGUCACUAUUCUCUAUGUUUUGGCCAACGUCGCCUACUUCGCCGCCAUUCCCAAAGAUGAACUUGCCACUAGCGACGUCAUUGUUGCUGGAGUCUUCUUCAGGAAAGUCUUCGGAGAUAGCGCAGGAGCUCGCAGUUUGCCUGCAUUUGUCGCCAUUAGCAACUUGGGCAACGUGCUUGCUGUCAGUUUCGCCCACGCUCGUCUCAAUCAAGAAUUUGCCAAAGAGGGUCUCCUCCCAUGGAGCCGCUUCUGGGCCUCGAAUAAGCCCUUCAACUCUCCUUCCACCGCCCUCUUCCUUCAUUGGAUUGUGACUGUCAUCGUUCUCGUGGCACCUCCUCCUGGCCCAGCCUACAACUUCAUCACCGAUUUGUACACCUACCCAGGAGCCUGGAUCAAUGGCUUUGUCACCGCCGGUCUCAUCUACCUCCAGUGGAGCAAGAAAGAAGCCUGGACAUCACCAUGGCACACCUGGAUCCCCGUAUCCGUGCUCUACCUUGCCGCCAACAUCUUCCUCGCGCUCGUGCCCUUCAUUCCGCCGGAUGGCGACUGGGAUGCCGAAGGCUACCCGUACUACGUCUUCCCCGUCGUUGGUGUCGGCGUGUUGUUGCUCGGCGCCUUCUACUGGACAAUCUGGACCAAGGUCGUGCCGAAGAUUGGAGGGUACAAGAUCGUCGCUCAGAGACAUUACGAUGACGCGGGUAAUGAGCAUAUCCGCUACGUCAAAGUCUACAAUCCCAAGGCUGAAUGAGCGAUAUGUCUCUCACAACCGCAAGCACGCCUUUCGCAUUUGCAGGAGCGGGAUGACCGUGUGUUGAAUUUUACAUAGCGAACAAUCCAACUAUUAAU
Aaosphaeria arxii CBS 175.79 is the source of this 2183-nucleotide messenger RNA. Its product is annotated as amino acid transporter. Gene Ontology annotation, cellular component: membrane. The record is from RefSeq and is a predicted model, not a curated record. Gene Ontology annotation, biological process: amino acid transmembrane transport. The transcript has 3 exons. Bases 475 to 2085 code for a protein of 536 amino acids. Gene Ontology annotation, molecular function: L-amino acid transmembrane transporter activity. NCBI's taxonomy places the organism in Eukaryota, Fungi, Ascomycota, Dothideomycetes, Pleosporales.